This is a messenger RNA of Staurois parvus, 595 nucleotides long. The record is from the annotation of a GenBank genome assembly. NCBI's taxonomy places the organism in Eukaryota, Metazoa, Chordata, Amphibia, Anura, Ranidae.
AAGAGUCCUCAUGGCCAUACAAGACCUCCUGCAUCUCUUAAGCAUAUUAUCUUGAUGCCGCUAUCACAGAUAAAGAAAGUCCUUGAUAUUCGGGAAACUGAUGACUGUCAUAAUGCAUUUGCAUUGGUUUGUGCGACCUCCAACAGAACAGACAAACCAGUUAUUUAGUUUUCAGCUGACAGCAGAAGAACCUCUGAAGGUAGAUUGGCUAAAGAUGUUGUGCCGGCACAUAGCCAACACCAUUUGUAAAGCAGAUGCUGAAAAUUUGAUUUAUACUACUGAUCCUGAUUCAUUAGAAGUGAACACAAAAGAUGUGGAUAGUACAUUAAGUCGAGCGUCGAGAGCUAUAAAGAAAACUUCCAAGAAAGUCACAAGAGCAUUUUCAUUCUCUAAGACUCCAAAGAGAGCCCUGCAGAGGGCGCUGAUGGUUCAUAAUACGCCGGAUAGCAGGAGUCCUGGUCCAAGCACUGAGGGAUUUGCAAGUAGUCGCAUGCCAAGUACCACUUCUCUAGCAAAUGUCCAAUCACCUUCUUUGGUAAACUUAUUUGAACGAAAAUACCAUACAUUCAGUCGGUCAACGACCCAUCUUAUCUGA